Echinococcus granulosus is the source of this 3849-nucleotide messenger RNA. Its product is annotated as Histone deacetylase. The transcript is spliced from 4 exons. The record is from RefSeq and is a predicted model, not a curated record. Gene Ontology annotation, biological process: chromatin organization. Bases 1 to 3849 code for a protein of 1282 amino acids. Gene Ontology annotation, molecular function: histone deacetylase activity. Gene Ontology annotation, cellular component: histone deacetylase complex. Lineage: Eukaryota; Metazoa; Platyhelminthes; Cestoda; Cyclophyllidea; Taeniidae.
AUGGAACGCAUCCCAGACGCAUUAUGCCAGCAACCGGCCGGAAAAUACGAGCCAUCUUCAGCCCGACAGCCUCUAACUCACAAGCAGUUCUCUCAGGAAUACGAGCGAUCCUCCUCACUAAGUGAACUGAUUGCCCCCAAACAGCACCAAAAGGAGGUGUUAGAGGCGGCCAUUGGUGCCUCGGUGCCUGUUGACCGUGACUUGGCCUCCAAAAUAACAGUCACUUCCCUCAAGUCCGGUAAUUCCAUCUACGAUCGUGUGGCCGCUGCUCUUAACCAUUCUGAGGACUUACCAGCUCAAAUUCUCGGACUUACACCAGAUCAUCGAAGGCAUUCAGCCUUCGCCUCCACUACCACAAAUGUAACCGCCCCUAUCGACCAUAUAAAAUCGACAUCCGGUUCUAGCCGACAGAGCUCAGGAUCGUCCUAUACAGGCUCUGUGGGCAAGCAGCAGACCAUGAUUGCAGCAGCCACACCAUCUGGUAGUAUCAGUACGGUUGCUACAACUAUAUCAAAGUCUCAUGUUUCAACGCACGUGAGGCAACGACUUAAAGACUGUGUGCUUAAUAAGAGGAGAAGCAAGGAGAGUGCGAUUACAGGCUCUAAAACGGCGUCGUUUGUAUCUCCUUCAAUGGAGUUGGAUGAGGAUUGGGGGCCUCCUACGACAGGUUGCUCAAACUAUCGGGACUACCACCCAACCGACUCCGAAUGCGGUUUUCCCAGUGGUUACGGAAUCCCACAGAUGAUGUGCACGGCAGGUCAAGUCGCUACCGGACAGCAAUCAGCCUUCCUUGCGGACACCAGAAAGCAUAUGGGCAAUCUUCCACCUUGGGCAUUUAUCGCGCUAUCCGCAGGACAGGAAAUACGCUCUAAUAACGAUACUUCGUUGGUGACACCUAGGAAUACAUCUGUGUUGCUUCGUAAAACUCUAUCAGAGCCCAGCCUUAAAAUACGCGGUAGUAGUGGAGCCUUGAAGCACAAGACCAACCGAAACGAUAGAAGAAGUGUUAACCCUCUAGCUGUUGCUGCGGCUGUUGUGAGCUCUGCCCCAUAUUUCGCGCACCAUACACGCGGCUCGCGGAGUAUCAGUGAGGCUGGAGAUGUUGGGCAGUGUUUAGGUCUUCACAAAGCCUCCUCUCGACCAUUGCCAACUCACUCGCAGCUCACACUGGAGAAUAAGGAACUAUCGAAGCAUUCCGAAGAAAGUGACAGUACGCCAAUGGAGGUGGCAAGCGAAGCAGAUUCUCAUGCAGCCACUACUAGCAUGAAAUUUGGUACAGUAGAUGUGGAUAUGAGUGAGACACGUGGGACCAUGUCGAAUUCACCAAAAUGCAUCGACGAUAGCGAAGCUGUGAUGGAAUUCCUCGCAUCACUCGCCACUAACCCAGUUGCUAUGACUGGAGGAUUGCUGAAGGCAAUACAAAACUAUCUUUGCUUAGUUCGUGAAUAUAUGAAACAAGAAAAAAGCAAGAAUAGUCAAGGAGGCAGUCCAAAAAAUACGGAUCAGUCAGUGGGCUUAUCUGGAGAAAGUGCAGAGUUAUGUGAAUUUGGAAGAGGUAGGCAGCAGUCAGGCCAGGCACCUUAUCGUCGAUGCAAGCAAGUUUCUGGCCUCCUCAGUCGCACUCGAUCAGCGCCGAUUCGCCUGACAGGGAAUGUGGUUCGCGGGAACUUUGGGGGCCCUACAAGUUGUGAGGGAGGUUCUGGAGGGAGUCUCAUCGACAGUGGAGGAGCCAGUGGGGUAGGCGUUGGACUGCUAUCCGCCGCAUCAGCAAUGGCCAUGGAGGCUGCUGCUUUGACAUCAACUUCAACCUUGAAGUCAUUCACUAAAACCGUCACAAGUGCCGGUCUCCCGGAGGAUGAGCAACGCAGCAAAAUCAUGCAACAGCUGCGUAGAAAACUGCUUGAAAAGAGUGAAUCACCAAAUAGUGAGCGUUCCUCGGGUUCGUCUACACUUGGAAAUGUGUGUGACCCCUUCUACCUUAAGGGAGGCCACCAAAAUGCUAGUCCGCUAUUGGAGAGGACCGCCUCAAGUCCAGUGGUGACACUGGCAAGGCGACCAACGACGGAAACUCCCGCGCAGAGUACUGAGUUCACAACAGUUUUGGCCUACGAUGUUGGCAUGCUUGCACACCGAUGCACCUGCCAGAUCGACGCCAAUCACCCGGAGAACCCCUCGCGUUUGGUCGCCAUCUGGCAAAGAAUACAGUCUUCAGGUCUCGCUGCAGAAUGUCAGCAUCAGCCAGGCCGGCGGGCAGCGCUAACGGAGUUGCAGUUGGCUCACCGGGACGUAUACACCGUGCUAUUCGGUAGCAAUCCAGCCAGCCGAUCUCGCAUCGAUCCCUCCCUGCUGGCCACCGUGCGCCUCUGUCGACUGCCCUGUGGAGGCAUUGGAGUAGACUCGGACACUGCAUGGCACACCGCUGGCCACACUGCUCAUGCUGCACGCCUCGCCGCCGGCUGCGUCAUCGACCUCGCCUGCCGCAUUAUCCUUCACCAAGCCCCCAACGGCUUCGCUCUCGUCCGCCCACCCGGUCACCACGCUGAACCCGGCCAGGCCAUGGGCUUCUGCUACUUUAACUCCGUCGCUGUAGCGGCUAGACGAGCUCAACUGGUGCGCGCCAUUUUUCCCCUUGAGGAGGGCGGCAGCGGCGUACCAAAUCUUUCCACCUCUCCGUCCACCAACGUAUACAACUCCUGUGGCCUACCAGUCGUCAAAAAAUCUGGGACCAUUAAAAGGACCAAUGAGCAUCUGCAGAUAACAAGGAUUUUGAUCAUUGACUGGGAUGUGCACCAUGGAAACGGGACACAGACAGUGUUUUAUCCAGAUCCAACCGUACUCUAUAUAUCAUUGCACCGUUACGACGACGGAGCAUUCUUUCCUGGAACCGGAGCACUAGAAGAAAUUGGUGAAGGAAUGGGCGUGGGCUUCACUGUUAAUAUUGCCUGGCCGAGUGGAAUUACAAUGGCAGAUGCAGAAUAUCUUGCUGCUUUUAGGUAUAUAGUUUUGCCGAUAGCACGGGAAUUUAAACCUGACAUGAUACUGGUCUCCUGUGGCUUCGAUGCAGCUCCAGGACAUCCGGCAAAUUUAGGUGGAUAUAAUGUAAGUCCAGCAGCUUUUGGAUGGAUGACGCGGCUGCUGACGAAUCAAGACAUUGCUGGUGGUCGCCUUGCUCUCUGCUUAGAGGGAGGUUAUGAGCUGAACAGUCUCUGUGAUUGUACUGAAGCGUGUAUACGGGCACUAUUACGGUCAACUUAUGAAAGAACCACUGGUCUACAAGAUGCCCCACUUUUGUAUCGACUGUCAGAUCAAGAAAGAACUAGAAAGCCUCAUCCUGCUGCACUAGAGACUUUAAAGCAAGUAUCUCGCUUCCACACCCCUUACUGGAAAUCUCUUUCUGCAAUUGAAAUCACCGGUACACCAGCUGAUGUCUGGCUGCCGAGCGGAGAGGAGGAAGAAUGCUCAUUUUUGUCAGCUAUUACAAAAUUUACAUCGGAGCAGUGCAAGCACUCACUAGGAAAGUUGGACAGUAAAAAUAAACCAAACUCCUGGCCUGAGACAGAACUGAUUAUAAGCGUGGGUACCAACAGCCAGCAAAUCAACCAACGUAAGUUCGUUAAGCAGGCCUGUUUAGAGGAAGACGACAUCAGCACUGCUUUGGAAGACGUCCCACUGGAUAUGACAGCAAAAUCGAUGAGGCUCCCCUCUCACGAGAUGUGUUCGCAGGCUGUCUCGAAAAUGGAGGCUGACGUAAACACAGCUCCAGUCGAAUCAACCGACCUAAUUACCGCUGCCGCAUUGGUCGGCCUGGCUGAUCUUCACGUUACACCCCAAACCGCAAAACAUUUCUAA